This is a messenger RNA of Fusarium keratoplasticum, 879 nucleotides long. RefSeq lists its product as uncharacterized. Bases 1 to 879 code for a protein of 292 amino acids. NCBI's taxonomy places the organism in Eukaryota, Fungi, Ascomycota, Sordariomycetes, Hypocreales, Nectriaceae. The record is from RefSeq and is a predicted model, not a curated record. The transcript has a single exon.
AUGACGAGUAGAUUCUCCUAUGGUGUCUCAGGAACGUGCGGUUACUCUGGAAGCUACGGCUACAGUUACGGAGCCCUUACCUCACAGCAGGCCGCCCACUCCCGCGAGGCAUCAAGGCACUCGGCCUUGUCUCAUCCUUCUUACCCACCGUCGGUACGCUCAAGAAAGAGAACUUCGACCGACGAGCAGCAUCCUCGGGUCGAGCCGUCUUCGCAUGCCCACGCCCGCGAGUCUUCUGCUGUUGGGAGGAGGUCCUCGGUCGAGGACGAAGGUACACACGGUCAUCGCAGAAGACACAACGAAGUCAGACACUCCGAGGAGGCUCGCAGGCGAUCUAUUGAUCACCAGAAACACUGCCAUCACCCACAUCAAGCACACCUUUGCGUCCCUGAUCCUCAUCAUCUGCAUCAUGCGCACCACACUCCUCAUUGUCACCAUUUGCACCAGCGGUACGAUCCACAGACAAAGCAGUUCCAGUACUCCAGCAGCGUUCCCAAAGAUAUCAAGUUUCCCGGGCUAGUCCAAAGCAAGGUGGUGGCGGUCAAAUCGAAGAACAACGACAUGUCCUGGCACCGGAUCAGCCAGAGUAUGGGGUUGGCCAAGGCGAGGGAGCACGACCGACUUGAAGAGAAGAUCCCUAAUCCUACAGUGCUCAAGGUGAAGAAGAAGAAGAAAUGGAAGUGGUGGUGGGGUAAGAAGAAGGAGAAGGAUCCUGUCGAGCCAGAGCAUCAUGAUGUCUACAACGUGCCAAAGAACAAGGAACCUGAGAUGACGGUUCGACCAGAAUCAAGACCCGGUAUGCUAGAGUGGCUCGGCGGCGAGUCUCUACCCGUUCAAUCACCAAAGGCUUUGAAGGAACUAUUCGAGCGGGAAUACUGA